AUGGGUUCGCCGAUUUCGGGAUUCAUCGCCGAGGCAGUCCUAGAACGGUUGGAGUCACUGGUUUUCCAACUCCACAGACCGAAGAUCUGGGUCCGUUAUGCGGAUGAUACCUUCGUCGUUAUCGACCGGGGUCAACUGCUGACAUUCGAGGAAGAUCUAAAUGCGGCCUUCCCGGACAUACAAUUUACGACGGAGGAGGAGGUGGACAACCAGCUGGGCUUCCUGGAUGUCCCCGUAUAG
Molecule: messenger RNA, 240 nt
Organism: Spirometra erinaceieuropaei
Lineage: Eukaryota; Metazoa; Platyhelminthes; Cestoda; Diphyllobothriidea; Diphyllobothriidae
Source: the annotation of a GenBank genome assembly